Closterium sp. NIES-65 is the source of this 10926-nucleotide messenger RNA. The record is from the annotation of a GenBank genome assembly. Lineage: Eukaryota; Viridiplantae; Streptophyta; Zygnematophyceae; Desmidiales; Closteriaceae.
AUGGCUGAACCGUCGAAAACUGCAGCGGGUGAACCCGCGAAGGCAUCAGCAGGUGUACCCGCGGGAACACCCGCUGGUGUUCCGGCAGGGCGCGGAGCCGGACGGGGUGUCGGGAGAGGAACUGCAGCGGCGGAUAUGCUCGCCGGACGGGGUCGAGGCAGCGCGGGUAUCGGACGAGGCGACGCCAAAACGGUCGGCCGAGGAGGCCCGGUUUCGGGAACCGCCCGGGGGAACCUCGCCAGCAGCCAGGCGGAACCCGCGCGGCAGAUCGGCGCUCCGCACGUGUUUCCGCGCAUGGGCCGCGGGGACAUCCGGCGCGCGUACACGCUCGGGCGGGAGCUGGGGAAAGGCGGAGGCGGAGUGGUGCGCGAAUGUCUGGACCCAUUGACGGGCGAGCCCGUGGCGGCCUGCAAAACGAUUCCCAAGUCAAAGCUCCAGCGACCGGACCUGGUGGAGGAGCUGCGCGCGGAGGUGGCGGCGAUGCGGCGGCUGGCGGGGCACGCGCACGUGGUGCGCCUUCUCGCCGUGUACGAGGACGACCACGCGGUGCACGUGGUCAUGGAGCUCUGCACGGGCGGGGACUUGUACGACCUGCUCACCGCUGCUACUACUCUGCCCGAGCCGAUCGCCGCGCAGCUAACGAGCACCGCCAGCAGCAGCUUUGGGGCGAGGGGGGGGAUGCUGUCGGAAGGGGGGCGCGGAGCAGGGGAGAGGGACGGGGAAGAGGACGGGGAGAGGGCGAAAUGCGCGGGGAAAGCCCUGCAUGUUAAGCUUGCGGAUUUCGGGUUGUCUGUUGUGCUUAAAUCGGGGCAGCUUGCAGUGGGUAUGCAUGGAAGCAACGUGUAUAUGGCGCCAGAGGUGGUGUGCAGGAAACCGUACGGUUUGGCGAUUGAUCUGUGGGGUCUCGGAGUUAUCCUCUUUACAGCGCUCUCCGGUUACAUGCCGUUCUGGGGCAACACGGAUGAAGAGCUUUUUGUCCGCAUCCUGCGCGGCCGCCCGGAUUAUUCCAGCGAUCCGUGGCCGACGAUCAGCUCGGAGGCGAAGGAUCUGGUCCAUCGUGCCGCCGCCGCUUCUGCAGCCGCUGGUGCUGCGGCUGGUGUUGCUGCUGGUGCUACUGGUGGUGGUCCUUCUGGUGGUGGUGGUGGGUCCUUUGGUUCUGCCAGUGGAGCCAUGGCCAGUGCUACCAGCAAGCUCGCCUCUCUCUUCUCCUUGGGUGCUGCCCCGGCAGCCAAGGCUCGGAAGAACGCUGCCGGAGCUGGCGUUUCAGGUUCAGGAGCGCCAGGUUCGGGGACGUCUGCGUUGUUCCGAGCCAGGCCGUCAGGCCUGAGCAGCCCGUUCACGUUCUUCUCUCCCAAGAGGAAGAUCCGAAAGUCGCAAGUGGUUGUGAACAGUGCUGCGGCUCCAGGGACAGCAGUGGCAGGUGGCGCUAAUGGGGGAACAGAUAUGAUUGUGGAUGGGACCGGUGGGCAUGGGGAGGAGGAGGACGACGACGAAGACGAGGAGGAAGAGGAGGAGGUGGAGGAGGGAGAGGGUGAGGGAGAGCAGGAGGAGCAGGAGGGUGAGGUGGGAGGCAGAGCAGGUUUGGCUGGGUACAACAGCGCCGUGCUGAGUGCAGCAGCUGCUGCUGUGCUGCAGACCCACUUGAACGGCCAUGAUGAAAAGCAGCAGCAGGGAAAUCACCAAUUGCACCCUCACCAGCCUUGGCAGAAGAAUGGGAUGAUCGGCAGCCUCGGCAGCACUGGAGCUGCAAGCAGCGUUGGCACCAUUGCUGAGUUCCGGGCCCGGCUGUCCCCGGCCGUCACUCUUGACCGAACAGCCGCUCCCGAGCCUGUGGCGGUGUAUUCGAGCACUGGAAACGUGCUGCCAGCUGUCAGCGCAGCAUUGGCUACUGGUCAAGCAAGGGAGAAUGUGAGAGCAGAGGGUGGGAUGGAGAGAGGAGGGAUGGAAGUUGAUGGAGGGACAUGUGAAGGAGGCAUGUCGGAUGUUGUGACCGCCUUCUCAAUUCUCAGGACUAACUCUACACAAGGCGCUGCUGCUGCACUAUCAGCAGAAGCACCACAAGCAGUUAGAGAGGCCACUGGUGUAGCUACAUCUAGUGGCAAACCAGAGGCACUUGCAGAUUCGCAUCUCGCGGGGGCUGCAAGAGAUACCAGGAGCCAAAAGCUUUUCAGUCCCCGCGUACCCAUUCUCCCUAUUCGCUACUCCAGCACUCUUCCAACUGCACCCCCUGCUCCCCCGGAAUACCUGUUCCCUCCGCUCCCCUCGCUUCCCCCGUUGCUCCCCCUCACCCUCCCACCGCCACUCCUCGACUCGAUUCAUCCGCCCCUUCUCCUUCCGCCAUUUCUAUCACACUUUCUUUCACUCUCUCCCUCUCCCUCCACCUCCUCCAGGGUGUUUCUCUGCUCAUUCUCAGAUAUCUUUCAAGUUGGUGGUAAUUACUGUCCUUGGAAACGAGGCAGUAGCGGUCGUUCAGACCAGCGAUUGAGAGAUAGAGAGAGAGCGAACCGCAGCUCGGAUUUUUUCCCGCCUGAAACCAUGGCUGCCAUCGAAGCCACCCCGAUGCUCCAGUCUCUCCGCCUCGACGCCGCGCUCGCGGCGGCGUCGCGCACGACCGUCCCCGCCUCCUCCUUCGUCCGCCCGCAGAUUAGCCUCCGGUCGACCCGCGUCCUUAGCGGACGGCGAGUGGCGGCGGCGGAGCGGUCCGCGGUAGCUGCGCGCGUCCAGGCGGUGGCGGAGCUGUUCCCGUCCGUGGAGGGCGCGGAGGACGCGGGGGAAGCGGAAGAGGUUGAAGCGCCCGCAGUGAAGGCGAAGACGGGGAAGAAGGCUCUCGUGUUCAAGAGGGACCAGACCCGGUCGAAGCGGUUUUUGGAGAUCCAGAAGCUGCGCGACCGCAACAGCGAGUACGAGCCGGUGGAGGCGCUUGAGAUCGUCAAGGCGACGGCUUCCGUCAAGUUUGACGAGUCCGUCGAGGCGCACUUCCGCCUCAACAUCGACCCGAAGUACGCCGACCAGCAGCUGCGCGCCACGGUUUCUUUGCCCAAGGGAACCGGCCAGGUGGUUCGCGUUGCUGUCCUCACUCAAGGAGAGAAGCAGAGGGAGGCGACGGACGCGGGCGCUGACGUGGUGGGCGCGGAGGAUCUGAUCGAGCGCAUUGCGGGCGGCUUCCUCGAGUUCGACAAGCUCGUCGCCACGCCUGACAUGAUGCCCAAGGUGGCGCGUCUGGGUCGUCUGCUGGGUCCACGUGGCCUCAUGCCCAACCCCAAGGCCGGCACCGUCACCACCGACCUUGCUUCGGCUGUGGUGGACUUCAAGGCGGGCAAGGUGGAGUACCGGGCGGACAAGACGGGCAUCGUGCACGUGCUCUUUGGCAAGGCCUCCUUCUCCAACGAAGACCUCCUCACCAACCUCGUUGCCGUCGCUAACUCUGUGGAUGCGAAUCGCCCACCAGGCGCCAAGGGAGUGUACUGGAAGACUGCUUACAUCUGCGCAACAAUGGGCCCGUCUGUGCGUGUAAAUGUGUCGGCCUUGAGGGACUUCAAGCUGCCCACUACCUCAUCCUGCCGCUCGAGCCCGUUAACCAUGGGCUCGGAGCAGCGCAGUGUGUUCACGGUGGGCAGCACUGUUUGGGUGCCGGACGAGGAGGACGCAUGGGCGGAGGGCGAGGUGGUGGGCGUCAAGGAUGGCGCCGCGGGUGCAGGCGGGCAGGUGGUGGUGCGCACCACAGGGAAGAAGAAGCGCGAGCCAGACGAGGAGGAUGCACGGGCGAGGGUCAAGUUAAAAUCACUCUUGAGAAUUCUCGAAAGUGAUUUCGACAUGGACGCAUGGGCAGAGGGCGAGCUGGUAGGCGCCAAGGAUGGCGCGGGGAGUGUGGGCAGGCAGGUGACGGUAGCAGCGGGUGCGUGCUAUGCACGCGAGGAGGAUGGCGGCAUCAUGGACGACAUGGUCAAGAUGGCCUACCUGCACGAGCCGGGGGUGCUCUCCAACCUCAUGCUGCGCUACCAGCGCAACCUUAUUUAUACGUACACGGGCAGCAUCCUGAUAGCAGCGAACCCCUUCAUGCGCAUACCAGGCAUCUACGACCGGGAGAUGAGGGAGGCGUACAGAGGGGCACAGAUCGGUGACCUCAGCCCGCAUGUGUUCGCAAUUGCUGAUAACGCGUACAGGGCGAUGGUGGACGAUAAGCGCAGCCAGUCGAUUCUGAUCAGCGGGGAGAGCGGGGCGGGCAAGACGGAGACAACGAAGCUGGUGAUGGAGUAUCUGGCUUCUGUGGGGGGGCGGUCUGAGGCCACUGAGGGGCGCAGCAUUGAAAGCCAAGUGCUGGAGUCAAACCCAUUGCUGGAAGCCUUUGGCAACGCCAAGACGGUGCGAAACGACAACUCGAGUCGCUUUGGCAAGUUCAUCGAGAUCCAGUUCGACCAACGCGGCCGCGUGUCCGGCGCCGCCAUCCGCUCGUACCUGUUAGAGCGGUCCAGAGUGGUGCAGAUAGCAGACCCCGAGCGCAACUACCACUGCUUCUACCAGCUCUGCGCCGGUGCAUCCCCUGAGGAGGCAGAGAAGUACCGGCUUCCUCCAGGGCCGAACAGGGCGGAGAAGUUUCAUUACCUGAAGCAGAGCAAGUGCAUUGAGCUGGAGGGGAAGCGGAGCAACGCGGAGGAGUAUGUGAUCACUCGCAACGCCAUGGACGUUAUUGGCAUCUCCCAGGACGAACAGGCAUCGAUAUUCGGCAUCGUGGCGGCCAUUCUGCAUCUGGGCAACGUGGAGUUCAAGGAGAAGGGCGACAAGAUGCGCAUCGCCAAGAGCUCGGAGGAGAAUCUUGAGAACGUCGCUCACCUGCUCUCGUGCGACAAGAAGAAGCUACAGGAGUCACUAUGCACAUUGAAGCGCAAGGUGGGAGGCGAGGUGAUCAAGAGCUAUCUGGACGAGAAGGGGGCUGUGGUGCGCAGAGACACGCUCGCCAAGACACUCUACUCCAAGCUCUUUGACUGGAUAGUGGAGAAGGUGAAUCGGUCCAUUGGGCAAGACGCUAAUUCCAUGGCGCUCAUUGGCGUGCUCGAUAUCUACGGCUUCGAGCACUUCAAGCUCAACAGCUUUGAGCAGUUUUGCAUCAAUCUGGCCAAUGAGAAGCUCCAACAACACUUCAACCAGCACGUGUUGAAGCUGGAACAGGAGGAGUACGAGCGGGAAGAGAUCAACUGGAGUUACAUCAACUUCAGAGACAACCAGGAUGUGCUAGACCUCGUUGAAGGGGAUAAGGGCAUCCUCACACUGUUAGAUUCGGCCUGCAAGCUAGCCCAGUCCACACCGGAAUCAUUCACCAUGUCGCUGUACGACACCUUUUUGAAGCACGAGCGAUUCACCAAGUCCAAGGGCUCCGUCACUGACUUCACGCUGGAGCACUACGCGGGGCGAGUUAAGUACAGCACCAUGGAGUUCAUCAGCAAGAACCUUGACGCCGUGGUAUCAGAGCACGAGGCGCUGCUGCAGAAGUCCACCGACCCGUUUGUGGCCGCGCUGUUCCCUGCGGCUCAAGAGGAGGUGAAGGAGGGCGGAGGGAAGGGCGGCAAGGCCACCACCAAGUUCGCGUCGUUGGGGAAAUCGUUCAAGUUACAACUGUCGCAGCUGAUGGACACGCUAAACCGUACAGAACCGCACUACAUCCGGUGCAUCAAGCCCAACUCCAAGAGCCGGCCGGCACUGUUUGAGAAGAGCAUGGUGGUGGAGCAGCUGCGAUCGGGGGGAGUGUUGGAGGCCAUUCGCAUGUGCUCGGCGGGCUACCCCACUCGCCGCCUCUUUGACGACUUCAUCGACAGAUUCUCGCUGCUCGUGCCCUCGCUCUUUGACAAGGAAAUGUCGGACCCUGAGUACGUGGAGGUCAUUCUGCGCCAUGCCAAGCUGGAGAAUUACCAGAUCGGAAAGUCAAAGAUAUUCCUACGAGCGGGGCAGAUGGCCCUAAUGGAGACGUGCCGGCUGGAGAUCAUGAACGCUGCUGCCGCCCGCAUUCAGCGUGCCACGCGCCGCUUCCUCUUCCGCCUGCACCGCGCCCGCGCUGCCCUCUGCAUCCAGAAGCUCUGGCGCGCCUUCAAGGCACGGGAGUUCGUGUACCACCUGCGUCAGCGCCUGGCAGCAACGUGCAUCCAGCGCAUGGAGCGGGGCAGGCAGCAGCGCAUGCGCUUCCUCGUGCUGCGGCGGGCAGCAAUCACCAUCCAAGCCAAGUACCGCAUGCACCUCUAUCGCACGCGCUACCUGCACAUGCGGGAUAAUCUCGCUGCCACCCACAUUCAGUGUCACUGGCGGGGCUAUGCAGCUCGCAAGCCCUGGAAGGCCCUGCGCCAGUACUUCUUUGCCCGGCUGGCCAGGCUGCGGUAUAAGAACCUCAAGCUGGAGGCGACUCGCAUUGCUGAGCUGGCGCCGCCACGCAAGAAGACGGAGGUGGCGAUGGAUACGAUCCGCAUGAUGGUGCUGCGCGUGCAGAGGGACAAGGCGGAGAAGGGGCGGCAGGCGUUGGAACGGCAGCUGGCGGAGGCACGAGAGGAGGUGGAGCGGCGGGGCAGGGAGAUUGCAGCUCGAGGCAGGGAGAUAGCCCGGCUGCAGGAGAUGCUCGAUGCGGAACAGGCCAGGGCGGAGGCUGCAGAGGCGGAGGUGAGGGAAAUGGUGGCGGAGCGGGAGGAGCAGCGGGAGGAGCAGCAGCAGCACUUGGUGAAGAUGAAAGAGCUCUCUGUGUUGCCUGAUGCGCUGAGUCAUACGCCCACUGCUGCUUCUGCUGCUGCUGCUGCUGCUGUUGGUGGUGGCGUUGGUGAUGGUGCUGCUGCUAGGGAUGAGGCUAGGAUGUUGGCAAAUGCGGCAGCUGCAGCAGAGGCGGCUGUUGACGGGGCGGCAUCAGGAGGCAUUCCCGUGUCUCCUUCCUCCCUCCGUUCCCUUGCCUCUCCCUCCUCCCGACGACCUCCCGUAUCGCCCAGGAGAACCCCUUCUGCUGCCGCCGCCGCUGCUGCUGCUGCUGCUGCUGCUGCUGCUGCCAGUGCCGCUGCUGCCAGUGCUGCUUCUAUUGAUCCUCGUGCUGACCAUGCAAGAAGGCCUGUGCAAGGCGAGGGAGAGGGAGAGGAGGGAGACGAGGGAAUGGAGGAGGUGAAAGAGGUGGCGAUGGAGGGGGAUAGGGAGAAGGAGUGUGUUGUGGUGGGGGUGGAGGGCGGCGCAGACAGGACGGCCCUUGCCAACCAUUUCUUGCCGCCAAUUCUGGAAAGAUCUGCACAAAGCGAGGCGGAUCUAGUGGAGGCAGAAGAGAGGGCAGGGAACAGAGGAAAUGACGGCGAUGGCAACAGAGGAAACGACAGUGAUGGGAAGGAGGAGCAGGAGGAUCAAGAGGACGGUGACUUGGACCACGAGGGUGGGGCAGCAGCCGAGCAGGACCGAGGGCCGCUGAGUGCCGACAGGGGUCCGCUUAGUUCAGAACGGCCCAGGAGAAUGUCGGCUGGCGCGGGAGGGGGUGGAGCGGGAGGGAAGGAGUUUGGGCGGUAUGGGAGCAGCUCGUUCCGGGGCUCGCCUGCUCGGGAGUUUGAAGGGGGAGCGCGGGUGGGGCGAGGGGAGGAGGGGUCGUGGAGUGGGAGGAAGCUGGGUGGAGUGGGGUCGAGAUCGGCUAGGAGUGGGGCGAGUGAGGCGUCGCCGCGGGGAGGCGUGGGGAUGGGGAUGGGGACGCCGCCCACUCCUGGGGGGAGUGGGGCGGGGACGCCGCGGGGGAAGAGUUUGACGUUUUCGGCGAGCAACUUUGAUAAGAUCCUUGCGAGCAUGCAGCGCGAAGUGGAGAUUGCACAGAAGAUGCGCGAGGAGAACAACUGGCUGCGGGCAGCAUACAAGGAGGCGGUGCACAAGGCAGAGGUGGCGGCGGCACUGGCGGCACAUGCGGGCCCAUGUCAUCCCUGUGUCCUUUACUCUGCUCCCCACCUCCCUCAUCAGAUGCGGGAGGAGAACAACUGGUUGCGGGCAGCGUACAAAGAGGCAGUGCACAAAGCAGAGGUGGCGGCAGCACUGGCGGGGGCGGAGAGGGCGAGGGCGGAAGAGGCGGAGAGGAACGUGGCAGCGCGGGAGGAGGAGAUGCGGGAGGCCCUGGCACGAUGCCAUGAGCUGCAGGAGAAGCUGCUCGGGAGAUCGCGCGAGGUGCGCACGUUGAGUCAGAGGCUGAUUGCCUUCCAGGCCAGCAUGGCCAAUGCCAAUCCGGCCAUGCCCAUCGACAAGCAGCAGGAGGUGCUUCUGAACGAGAUUGCGGUGAGCCGCUUCCCCUUCGGUCCGCAAGGCCAGCCGGUGGCAGCGUGUGUGGUGUACCGGUCGCUGCUGCACUGGCGAGUGUUCCAGGCCGAGAAGACCAACGCGUUUGACCGAAUCAUUGAGACCUUCCAGAUGGUGUCUCGCUCCGAUGACAUGAGCACACUCAGCUACUGGCUCAGCAACCACGUUGUGCUGCUGUACCUCGUGCAGGUGGGUGCUGCUACGGGGGUUGGAGGUGGGUGUUGGGGUGGGAGGGGAUGGGAGUGGGUGCAGUGCAGGUGGGUGCAGGUGUGGAAGACAAAUCAUCGAGACCUUCCAGAUGGUCUCACGCUUGAUGACAUGAGCACGCUCAGCUACUGGCUCAGCAACCACGUCGUGCUGCUGUACCUCGUGCAGGUGGGUGCUAGGGGUGGCGGGGGGUUCGGGGGAGGUACUGGUGUGGUGGGAUCUGGGAUGAUGUUCUCCUCCGCCCUCUCCACCCUCUCCCCCCUCUCUCCCCUCCCCUCCUCCCCAGGUGGUGUACAAGGCCCCAGCAGAGAAGCUCAAGCUGCUCCCCCUGUCCCUAAACCCUUCCAACUCCCCCGCCCCCCCCUCCCCUCCCAGGUGGUGUACAAGGCCCCGGCAGAGAAGCCCAAGUUGGAGCGUGUCACCACGUUUGGCUUCUUCGGCGCUCGCCCCCCCACUCCGCCGCGACCCAGCGCGACGAUGCAGCAGGUGGAUCUGAUGCUGUUCAAGCAGCAGCUGGCGACCGGCAUCGAGCGGCUGUAUGUGACCAUCCGCGACAGCGCCAAGACGGAGCUCGCCGUCCACUUCAACCCGCAGGCACGAGGAGCAGAGGUGGAGGCAGGCGAGGGAGCAGAAGCUGGGGAAAACGAGGGAGGAGGUCUGAGCAUCCCCCCAGCAGGGGCGAGGGGGCGGGGGCGGGGGCGGGGGCGGGGGGGGCAGGGGGGGCGGGCGCCGCAGCGCAACGCAGCGACAGCGAUGCGGAAACACAUCAUGUCGUCCUGGACCAACGUGGCACGAGGAGCAGAGGUGGAAGCAGGCGAGGGAGCAGAAGCUGGGGAGAACGGAGGGCCGGGCAUCCCCCCGGCAGGGGCGAGGGGGAGGGGACGGGGAGGGCGGGCGCCGCAGCGCAACGCGGCGACAGCGAUGCGGAAACACAUCAUGUCGUCGUGGACCAACGUGGUCAUCACUCUGCGCCACAUCAUCGGGAACCUUGUGGCCAAUCACGUGCCGGCAGCGCUGCUGGACGCUCUGAUUCGCCAGCUGCUGUUCUUUGUCAACAUGAAGAUAUUUAACAGGUGGGUGGGUGCGCGCGCAGUGGUGUCCGUGCACGUACAGCAGUGGGGAGAGGAUGGAGGAGGGGCUAAGCUGUCUGGACCAGCGAUGGAUGCCGCUGGGACACUCGUCUUAGCCUUUUUCCCCUCUCAUCCCAAAUCCCAACCAAACUCUGAACUAUUGCAGCCUGAUGGUGCGCGCGCAAUGGUGCCUGUGCACGUACAGCAGUGGGGAGAGGAUGGAGGAGGGGCUAAGCUGUCUGGAGCAGUGAUGGAUGCCGGUGGGACACUCGUCUUAGCUUUCUCUCCCUCUCAUCCCAAACCCCAACCAAACUCUGAACCCUCGCAGCCUGAUGGUGCGCGCGCAGUGGUGUCCGUGCACGUACAGCAACGGAGAGAGGAUGGAGGAGGGGCUGCGCCGACUGGAGCAGAGCAGGGGGUGCAGCUGAGGAAGCGGUGUCCGUGCACGUACAGCAACGGCGAGAUGAUGGAGGAGGGGGUCAACCGCCUGGAGCAGUGGGUGCAGCUGAGGAAGAAAGGUGCUUGUUACUUGAUACGUUGCCUACUCGCUGGCUCUUUUACUCGUUCCAUUUGCUGCCCUCCUCCCGUUCCCAACAGCCUGAUGGUGCGAGCGCAGUGGUGCCCGUGCACGUACAGCAACGGCGAGAUGAUGGAGGAGGGGCUGAGCCGUCUGGAGCAGUGGGUGCAUGACGUGGAGGUGCAGCUGAGGGAGGUGCUGGGGGGGGAGAGAGCGCCCCUGAGGAAGGAGCUACGGCACCUACAGCAGACGAUUCUCUUCCUGACCCUGGACCACAAGCCGAGGAGAAGCCUUGAGGAGUUAAGGAUGCUGUGUCCCGAUCUGAGCAUGAACCAGCUGGUGCACAUGUGCAUUUGGUACGAGGACGACAAGUACGGCACCAAGGGCGUGGACCCGAGUGUGAUCGAGCAGAUGUGGAGCGAGAUGGUGGAUGACAGCCCCAUGCUGCUAAGGGACGGUGAAGGCAUCCCCUUCACAACGGACGAGAUCGUACACAGCCUACCCGAGAUAAACCUGGACGAGGUAGAGCCUCCCCCCGAGCUCCAAGACGACCCCACCUUCCACUUCCUCCUCCCCCUCACCUCCAUCCCCUCCGUCCCCUCCACCCCAACUGCUGCCUCGCACACUCCCCGCAACGCCUCCCCGCGCCUCCCUCCCCCUUCCGUGCCAUCAUCCAUCCCCCGAUCGGCCUCACUCUCUCAUGCCCAUUCUCGGCCCGGCACCGCUCCCCACCCUAUGGGGGGUGGUACUCCUAGGGCUGCUGGGGCCUCGUCGGUUGCGAGUACGCCUCGUGUGCCGUCGAGCCCUUGGGAUUACUUCCGAGGGCGAGGGGCGUGGAAGAAUGAAGAUGCGUGA